UUAUGUUUAUAUCGCAUGUUUGAAAAGUGUGGUUAGAGUUACAAAUUAUUUUUUUAAAUUAUUAAUCGAAAAUGUUUAAAAACAAAAUAAAUUGGAAACCCGUCCCCGUUGAAGAUCCUAAUUUAAACGCCGAAGGUUUAAUUGCUUUCGAAGAAUGUACAGAUUAUGAUUUGAUGAAUGAAAAACCAUGUAAAAAGGCCCAAGUCCGUAAAAACUCUAUCGAUAUAGAAAAACCGGCGAAGAAAAAACGUAAAUUGUCUUCUGUGAGCAAAAUAUCUGGUUUAACACCCUCAAAACAAGGCAGUAGUGUAGAAACUCAGGUUGAAAUUAACGAUAAAAUUGAGACAACAGACAGUUAUUUAGUUUGGAGUAACUUUGGGUUGCCUGAUUUAAUUAUUAAGGCGCUUGUUUUGCAAGGUUUUCAAGAACCAACGUUGAUUCAGUCGCUGUCGUUACCUGCUGCAAUUUUGGGGCGAAGAGACAUUUUAGGAGCUGCUGAAACGGGAAGUGGCAAAACACUAGCAUUUGGUUUGCCAAUUGUGGCAGGAAUUUUAAAUGAAAAAUGUAAAAAUGAGGGAAAUCCAAAUAAAAAUUUGUAUGCGUUAAUUUUGACACCAACGAGGGAACUGGCGGUACAAGUGAGAGAUCAUUUAAAAGCAAUUGUGAAAUUUACAGAUAUAAAUAUUGCGGUGGUGGUCGGUGGCAUGGCUGCAGUGAAACAAGAACGAAUUUUGAAUAAAAGCCCAGAAAUUGUUGUUGCAACUCCAGGCCGUUUGUGGGAAUUAAUCCAACAAGGCAAUGAACAUUUAUCACAAAUAAAUGAUAUCAAAUAUUUUGCAAUUGACGAAACUGACCGAAUGUUGGAAAGAGGCCACUUUGAGGAAUUACACAACAUUUUAGAACGACUCAAUCUUGAUAAAACAAAAGCCAAGCAAAGACAGAAUUUUGUCUUUUCUGCAACACUCACUUUAGUACACGAUUUACCAAAAUACCGGUUCAAUAAAUCAAAAGUUUCUAAAAUGACUCCGCAACAAAAACUUAGUAAGAUUAUGAGCGAUUUAGGUAUAAAAAAUCCGAAAAUUGUGGAUAUAAGUCAGGGUGGAAACACACCGGCAACUUUAACUGAAAGUCGAAUUAGUUGCGGGAUUGAGGAAAAGGACUAUUACGUUUAUUAUUUUUUGCAAAAGCAUCCGGGCAGGACUUUGAUUUUUUGUAAUUCAAUCGGGUGUGUGCGACGAUUGGCGAACUUGUUGAGCAUUUUGGGGUGUAAGCCUUUGCCUCUUCAUGCUUCAAUGCAACAGAGACAACGUUUGAAAAAUUUGGAACGUUUUAGGGACGACGAGCAUGGCAUUUUGGUGGCCACUGAUGUAGCAGCUCGAGGACUAGAUAUUCCUAAAAUCGAGCAUGUUUUGCACUACCAGACACCCAGAACAAGUGAAAGUUAUGUUCAUAGGUCUGGCCGUACAGCUCGUGCGACUCAGCAAGGCCUCACUGUAGUUUUAAUGGAGCCUUCUGAAAUACAGAAUUACAUAAAAAUCUGCAAAACUUUGAAUAAAAGUGAAGAUUUGCCGAUUUUUCCGGUACAGGAAGAGUACUUAAAAGCCGUCAAACAACGAGUGAAUUUAGCACGAGAAUUGGACAAAUUGGAAUUGCAAAUACGAAAGGGAAAUUCAGAAGAAGGCUGGUUACGUAAAGCAGCGAAAGAGAUGGAUAUUAUCGUCGAUGAUUUUUCGAAAAAAUUCGAUUCUGAUGAAAUUUCGACGCAGAAAAAACUAGCAGAUGUUAGGAGAAAACAGUUAACGGCAUUACUUACCAAACCCAUUUUUCCGAAAGGAUUUAGUGGAAAGUAUCCGCUUAAUUUCGGUGAAUUUUCCCCAAAUUUGGAGAACGAAUCAGCUUUGCAAACUGUCAAAAAAUCUGUUGAGAGAGGAUUGAAGGAGAAAAAACGUAUACGGCUUUAUAAACCAAAAAAAAAAUGUUAAAAAUUCAAAAUAAAUGUUUUAUUAGAAUAAAACGAAA
Tribolium madens (black flour beetle) is the source of this 2019-nucleotide messenger RNA. Its product is annotated as ATP-dependent RNA helicase DDX24. The record is from RefSeq and is a predicted model, not a curated record. The transcript has 8 exons. The coding region runs from base 72 to 1982 and encodes 636 amino acids. Gene Ontology annotation, cellular component: nucleolus. Gene Ontology annotation, molecular function: RNA helicase activity; ATP binding; nucleic acid binding. NCBI's taxonomy places the organism in Eukaryota, Metazoa, Arthropoda, Insecta, Coleoptera, Tenebrionidae.